AUGGGUUUACCCCAACCUUCGACAGUCAAGGAUGAUGCGCCAACAGCAUUGCGUACGUCUACUUCUUGUCCUCCAGAUUUUGGAGGAGUUAGUGCCUGCUAUUUGGAUGGGCUUCCAGCGGGAAGCUCUAGCAGCAGGGUGCUUUCAUACCCAUUGAUAGGUGAUUUUAAUAGAAAGACCACAUUAGAUGGUCCGAAUGAAUCAAAUGGGUAUUCUAAAGACAAUCAUGAAUUUGAACAUGCAGACCUCCGUGGACUAAAUAUUGAUUCAAGGGAUGGAAAUUCUAGAUCUUUUCCUAAAUUGGUGCCUUCUGUCCACAUGCCGGCAAGAAGGGUUGUGGGCUUUGAUUCUGGUUGUGGAGGUUCUGAUGGAACAGAAACGAAUAUGGUCGAUUCAUCUUUGGUCAACAGUAAUUGCAAUUCGCCAUUUGAUCAGCAUGAACUCCAGGCAAGGAAAAGACUGCUCUCUCCAUUGAAAAAUGUGCUCCCUAAACAGUUCAAUGGUGAUGUGCUCAAUCUUUCUUCUGGUGAUUCUAGAUUUAGGCGUUCUGAUUCAGCCGAUAAACUAUACAGUACUGGCUCCCAAGAUAAUAAAAAGCCAACACAGGAUGCCUCAAUUCUUUUGAAACACGGGAUACUCCAACCUCUAGGUGCUCCAGCUGGAGCCCAGAAUGGGAUGUUACUAGGAGCAAUUCUAAUUCAUUCACUGAUGGUGACAGGAUCUCAAAGAUCUAUAAUGAAAGAUCUUGAGAAUGACUUCCUAGAUUUAAAGGAAACUGGAGGUUCUGACAGAGCUAGGAUGCAGGAGGUAUCAGAAGGAACUAACUUGUUACAUGAUGAACUUGAAGUCAUGACACCUAAAUGGAGUUCAUUGAGAAGAUAUAGAAAUUGGGGCCCUGAAUCUUCCCUACAUCUCCCCGACUACACAUCUCCUCGAAUUGGUUAUGGUCGGAGUUUGUCUUUGCAUGUAAGGAGGUCACUCGUUGGCUCCUUUGAGGAGUCCCUUUUAUCUGGUCGAUACUCGUAUGGAAAAGACAGUCAGGUGGUGAGCAACCCAGAGAAGACUCCACUUCAUACUUUCUUCUGCAACUAUGACUUGAGUGACAUGCCUUCUGGAACCAAGACUUUCAUGCGGCAAAAGGUCACACUCUCCCCCUCUGUCUUACCCUCUAAUCCAGUGGAAGAAGGAAGCAAGACUUGCGAUGUUAAUGUUGGCCCCAAAUCUUCUCAGUCAGUUUCAUGUGGAAGUGAACCUAGUGAACGCGGAACUCUAUGUUCUGAAUGCUGCGGUGGUGGACAGAACUGCAACUCAAAUGACGAAUUAGAAAAAGGAGAUCCGAAAGCAAGAUGUCGAUCAUUGGAUAGUGAUUCUAAUGAAUCAAAUAAGUCUAGUUCUCCUGGAAAUAAGAAAGACCAUUCUGAUUCUGAUGGUUGCUGCUGUCAAAUGAAUAAGUCUGGCAUAGGAGAGAAGAAAUCAUGCUGCUCACCUUCUAAGAUCAAUGAUAGUUCAGGUGGAGCUGCACUUCGCUACGCUUUGCACCUGCGAUUUCUGUGCCCCUCCAAGAAAUCCUCGAAAUCAAUGCUUCGGUGCAAAUCUGAUCCAUCAUCGGCACCAUAUAGCAACAAUACAUUACCCGAGGAAGAGCGGAGGUUCUAUCUGUACAAUGAUCUUAGAGUUGUAUUUCCUCAAAGGCACUCAGAUGCAGAUGAAGGCGAGCUGCGUGUGGAGCAUGAGUUGCCCGCUGAUCCCAAGUACUUUGACAUAAGCAACUGA
Messenger RNA from Miscanthus lutarioriparius, 1773 nucleotides. NCBI's taxonomy places the organism in Eukaryota, Viridiplantae, Streptophyta, Magnoliopsida, Poales, Poaceae. The record is from the annotation of a GenBank genome assembly.